Molecule: messenger RNA, 909 nt
Organism: Elaeis guineensis (African oil palm)
Lineage: Eukaryota; Viridiplantae; Streptophyta; Magnoliopsida; Arecales; Arecaceae
Product: SKP1-like protein 1
Biological process (GO): ubiquitin-dependent protein catabolic process
Source: RefSeq, a predicted model, not a curated record
CUCGUACGGCGACCGAGGAAACGAAGGCAAAACGAAGAAAAAAUAGGGCAACCGCACCAUUUCGUUAUUCUCUCCUAGGGUUUCCUCCUCCUUCAUUCCCUUCUCUCCGGCGAGCGAUCCCGGCGGCUAUGGCGGAGAAGAAGAUCACCCUGAAGAGUUCCGACGGCGAGGUCUUCGAAGUGGAGGAAGCGGUAGCUAUGGAGUCCCAAACGAUCAAGCAUAUGAUCGAGGAUGACUGCGCCAGCAACGGCAUCCCCCUCCCCAACGUCACCAGUAAGAUCCUCUCCAAAGUGAUUGAGUACUGCAAGAGGCAUGUCGACUUCGCUGCUGCCUCUUCCAGGUCCACCGCCGAUGACACCUCCUCCAAGCCAGCCGACGAUGAGCUCAAGUCUUGGGAUGCCGAGUUUGUCAAGGUCGAUCAGGCCACCCUCUUCGACCUCAUCCUGGCUGCAAACUAUCUAAAUAUUAAAGGCCUACUGGAUCUGACCUGCCAAACCGUGGCUGAUAUGAUCAAGGGGAAGACCCCUGAAGAGAUCCGCAAAACCUUCAACAUAAAAAAUGACUUCACUCCAGAAGAAGAGGAAGAGGUCCGGAGAGAGAACCAGUGGGCCUUUGAAUGAAUGGAAUUGAAAUUGGACAUGAUAUUUAUCUGAUAGGUGGGUUGCUGGCAUUGGGUUGAUGAUGUUUUAGAUUGCUGGCCUGAAGAAAUAUUGGACUUUUAUAUGAUGCUAUUACUUUGUUGGGAGCUGAGCAAAGUAAAUUGGGUUGGUUGCUAGUUAUGGACAUGACUCCUUGCAAACCUCAUUUGGAUAAUUUGUGUGUGACUUGCCUUUGAAGUAUCCAACUUUGAUGAUCAUAUCAGAUUUCCUUGAUUUUGUUUAUAGAUACAUGAUGCUGUUAGCAUUUCAA